AUGUCCCACCAAACUGGAAUUCAUGCAUCAUCUGAGCUUAAGGAGUUUCUGGCCAGGGCAAGGGGAGGUGCCAUAAGAAUAAUGAAAAUCAUCAUCAGAAAUGAGGAGCUAGUGUUGGGUUCGUACCGGGAGCCGGCGCAGAGCUGGGACAAGGAUUAUGACCACUUCCUACUCCCCCUGCUCAUCGCCCAGGAGCCUUGCUACAUCCUGUACCGUCUCGAUUCCCAGAAUGCACACGGCUACGAGUGGCUCUUCAUCGCUUGGUCACCUGAUCAGUCCCCAGUGAGGCAGAAGAUGGUGUACGCAGCCACCCGUGCCACGCUGAAGAAAGAGUUCGGGGGAGGCCACAUUAAAGAUGAAAUGUUCGGUACAGUAGAGGAUGACCUGUGUUUCCAGGGCUAUCUCCGCCACAUGUCCUCUUGUUCCUGCCCUGCGCCGCUCACAGCAGCCGAACAGGAACUACAAAGAAUCCGAGUCACAGAGGUGACAAUGGAGUUCGGCUUAGACAAAAGGGCACAGACUCUUCAGGGUCUUGCCUUCCCCUUGCAAGAGGAGGCCAAACGAGCUCUGCAACAUCUCAAACAGAGGCGUAUCAACUACAUACAGCUGAAAUUGGAUGUUGACAAAGAGACAAUUGAGUUGGUCCACACCAAUCCGACAGAGACACACGAGCUUCCCUACAGGAUUCCCACUGAUUCACCCAGAUACCACUUCUUCAUCUUCAAACACUCCCACCAGGGGCAACUACAGGAGGCGCUGGUGUUCAUAUAUUCCAUGCCUGGCUACAGCUGCAGCAUCAAGGAGCGGAUGUUAUAUUCCAGCUGUAAGAACCGGCUACUGGAGGAUGUGGAGAGAGACUACCAACUAGAGGUCAACAAAAAGAUGGAGAUUGACAGUGGAGAUGGCCUGACAGAAGACUUUCUAUACGAAGAGGUUCAUCCAAUGGAGCACACACUGAAGCAGGCAUUCUCCAAGCCACGUGGACCAGGAGGAAAGAGAGGCAACAAGCGGCUCAUCAAGGGUGCAGGAGAGAAUGGGGAGGAAAGUUAG
Molecule: messenger RNA, 1050 nt
Organism: Lampris incognitus (smalleye Pacific opah)
Lineage: Eukaryota; Metazoa; Chordata; Actinopteri; Lampriformes; Lampridae
Product: twinfilin-2-like
Exons: 9
Coding region: 1-1050 (349 amino acids)
Biological process (GO): regulation of lamellipodium assembly; positive regulation of neuron projection development; barbed-end actin filament capping
Cellular component (GO): actin filament; cytoplasm; myofibril
Molecular function (GO): actin filament binding; actin monomer binding
Source: RefSeq, a predicted model, not a curated record